This is a messenger RNA of Trachemys scripta elegans, 8570 nucleotides long. RefSeq names its product mucin-2-like. Gene Ontology annotation, molecular function: protein binding. Gene Ontology annotation, cellular component: extracellular matrix. The transcript is spliced from 48 exons. Bases 1 to 7794 code for a protein of 2597 amino acids. The record is from RefSeq and is a predicted model, not a curated record. NCBI's taxonomy places the organism in Eukaryota, Metazoa, Chordata, Testudines, Emydidae.
AUGUUGAAGAGGAGGCCCAUCAUGUCAACACCAGUUAAGCUGGCAGCAGCAAAGAAGGAGGAGGAAGAAGUUGCAUUUACUACUAAUACUCCAUCUGGAACAGUGAACUUCAUCCCGCCACUGACAACAAGCCCAGUAAUAACAUCCUUCAACCCUGCUCACAAUGGCCGCGUAUGCAGUACGUGGGGCAAUUUCCACUUCAAGACUUUUGAUGGGGACAUCUUUUACUUCCCUGGACUCUGCAAUUAUGUCUUUGCAUCCCACUGCAAUGCUGCCUAUGAGGAUUUCAACAUCCAAAUCAGGCGCACUGUGGUGGAAAAUGCUCCUACUAUCAACCAUAUCACCAUGAAGCUCGAUGGGGUGGUUUUUGAAAUGGCAAAGAACUUUGUUGUUGUCAAUGGCAACAGGGUUCAGCUGCCUUACAGCCAGUCUGGAAUCAUGGCUGAGAGAAGCAGCAUGUAUAUAAAAGUGACUGCCAAAAUGGGCCUGGUUUUCAUGUGGAAUGAAGAUGACAGCAUCCUGCUGGAACUGAGUGACAAAUAUGCCAAUUAUACCUGUGGGCUUUGUGGGGACUUCAAUGGUAUUCCAACGUACAAUGAGUUCUUUUCAAACAAUGCUAAGCUGACUGCCACGCAGUUUGGAAAUAUGCAAAAGAUGGAUGGGCCAACAGAAGUCUGUGAGGAUCCUACAUCAUCCUCCCUGAACAACUGCACGGACAAUUUUGAUGACAUCUGCCAUAAAGUAUUGACUGGCCCUGCAUUUUCAGAAUGUAAUGUACUAGUUGAGGUUAGCGAGUACAUUAAGUCUUGUGAACAAGACUUGUGCCGCUGUGACCAGUCUAAGAAUGCCUUCUGUAUUUGUAAUGCCUUUGGUGAAUACUCCCGGCAGUGUGCCCAUGCCGGUGGACAACCUCUGAACUGGAGAACCCCACAACUGUGUCCCAAGAAGUGUCUUUUCAACAUGCAGUACCAGGAAUGUGGAUCCCCCUGCACUGACACCUGCACCAACCCUGAAAGAUCUCAUGUCUGUGAAGAUCACUGUAUGGAUGGCUGCUUCUGUCCCCCAGGAACUGUGCUUGAUGACAUUAACAAUGCUGGCUGCAUCCCCCUUUGGGAGUGCUCCUGUACUUACAAUGGCAACUCUUAUGCUCCAGGGACAUCUUUUCACGCCCAUUGCCAUUCCUGUACCUGCAAUGGAGGCCAGUGGAUUUGCACAAACAUUCCAUGCCCUGGAUCUUGUACAGUAGAGGGAGGUUCACACAUCUCCACAUAUGAUGAAAAACGUUACAAUGUCCAUGGAGACUGCACUUAUGUUUUGUCUAAGCUCUGUAAAAAUGACACAUUCGCUGUUCUGGGAGAACUCCGCAGAUGUGGCUUGACAGACACUGAGACAUGCUUAAAGACAAUAGUCCUCAGCGUUAAUGGAGGACAAACUAUCAUUGUGAUCAAGCCUGGAGGUGGCGUGUUUGUGAAUUGGAUCUACACUCAGUUGCCCUUCUCAGCAGCUAAUGUCACCAUUUUCAGACCCUCAUCCUUCUUCAUCAUGGUGGAAACAAACUUUGGACUUCAACUGGAGAUCCAACUUGUACCCAUCAUGCAAGCGUUUGUGCGACUGGAUCCAUCUUUCAAAGGGCAGACUUGCGGUCUCUGUGGAAACUUCAACAAUAUUGAGGCUGAUGACUUCAAAGCCAUAAGUGGUGUAGUGGAAGGAACAGCAGCUGCAUUUGCUAAUACCUGGAAAACACAAGCUUCAUGCCCUAACAUCAAAAACAACUUUGAGAAUCCUUGUGCUCUCAGCGUAGAAAAUGAAAAGUAUGCUCAGCACUGGUGCGGAUUGCUGACGGACAGCACAGGACCUUUUGCCAAUUGCCACUUAACAGUGAAUCCAGCUAUUUACCACACGAACUGUCUGUUUGACACCUGUAAUUGUGAAAAGAGUGAGGACUGCAUGUGUGCUGCCCUCUCUUCCUAUGUGAGAGCCUGUGCUGCCAAAGGAGUCCAGCUGGAGGGAUGGAGGACUGAUGUCUGUUCCAAAUACACAACCUCGUGUCCCAAAUCCUUGAGCUACAGCUAUACCAUCAGUUCCUGUCAACCCACUUGCCGGUCUCUGAGUGAGCCCGAUGUCACAUGUAACAUCAGGUUCAUUCCAGUUGAUGGUUGCACCUGUGAAAAAGGAACCUACAUGGAUGAAUAUGGCAAAUGUGUGUCUGCUAGUGAAUGUCCUUGUUAUUACAAAGGAUCUCCCAUUCUGUCUGGGGAAGUUGUUCACGAAGAUGGUCUUGUAUGCACUUGUGCACAGGGUAAACUGAGCUGCAUUGGAGUUGUGAACCAAAUCCCAGUUUGUGCUCCCCCCAUGGUCUACUUCGACUGCAGAAAUGUCACUGCAGGCACCACUGGAGCCGAAUGCCAGAAGAGCUGCCAGACGCUUGACAUGCAGUGUUACAGCACACAGUGUAUGUCUGGCUGCAUGUGCCCCUCUGGGCUAGUGUCAGAUGGUAAAGGCAGCUGUGUUGCUGAAGAGGAAUGUCCAUGUAUUCACAACGAGGCUACCUACAAACCAGGGGAAGAGAUCAAAGUUGACUGCAACACCUGCGUGUGUAAGAACAGGAUGUGGAAAUGCACCAGUGAACAAUGCCUUGGUACAUGCACUAUUUAUGGAGAUGGGCAUUACAUCACAUUUGAUGACAAACGGUUUAACUUCAAUGGAGAUUGUGAAUACACAUUAGUCCAGGACCACUGUGGGAAAAACAGCACAGUCAAUGGAACCUUUCGAGUUGUUACUGAAAACAUCCCCUGUGGCUCCACUGGGACCACCUGCUCUAAGUCUAUUAAAGUCUUCCUAGUGGGCUAUGAGUUGAUACUCAGUGAGGAACACUUUGAAGUGGUAGAAAGAGAAAAUGGAGGGCAAAUGCCAUACCAAGUCCGCUAUAUGGGCAUGUACUUAGUUAUUGAGACCAACAAUGGACUGAUCCUCAUGUGGGAUAAGAAAACCAGCAUCUUCAUCAAACUCAGCCCUGAUUUCAAGGGUCAGGUCUGUGGCCUGUGUGGCAACUUCGAUGGCAAUGGCAUUAAUGACUUUACCACCAGAAGUCAGUCUGUGGUAGGAGAUGUGCUGGAGUUUGGAAACAGCUGGAAAGUGUCUCUUACUUGUCCUGAUGCCAACUCUACAAAGGACCCUUGCUCUAUCAACCCUUAUAGGAAGUCCUGGUCACAGAGGCAGUGCAGCAUCAUCAACAGUGAAGUCUUUGCUGCAUGUCACUCUCAGGUUGAACCAACUAAAUAUUAUGAAGCAUGCAUGACUGAUGCUUGUGCUUGUGACAGUGGGGGAGACUGUGAAUGUUUCUGUACAGCAGUAGCUGCAUAUGCUCAAGCAUGUAGUGAAUUUGGUGUCUGUGUAGCCUGGAGAACUCCAUCAAUCUGUCCUCUGUUCUGUGAUUAUUACAACCUAGAAGGGGAAUGCGAGUGGCACUACAAGCCUUGUGGAGCUCCCUGCAUGAAGACCUGUAGGAAUCCAAGUGGAAGAUGCCUUCAUAAGUUACCAGGUUUAGAAGGCUGCUACCCAAACUGUCCAGCAAACAAGCCAUAUUUCAAUGAGGAUGAGAUGACGUGUGUUGAUAACUGUGGCUGUUACGAUGCUAAAGGAAACUACCACAAACCAGGAGUGAGCUUCUACUCACGGGACAACUGUCAGUCAUGCACAUGCACAAUGGAAGGCUUACGGUGCAAGUUUGAUGCUGAAGCAUGUUAUUGCUAUUAUGAAGAACACAAAUAUAAAUAUAAGGAUGUCAUUUAUAACACCACAGAUGGGAUUGGAGGGUGUUUGAGUGCAAUUUGUGACAUCAAUGGAACAAUAACCAGAACAUUCUUUGAAUGCAGUGGAAUUACAACUACCAUCCCAUUCACAUUUAGUACAGUUCUACCUCCGAAUGCUGCAGGAACAAUAACUACACCACCAGUUACAACAGUGUGUGUUCACAACGUAUGCCAAUGGUCAGGGUGGUAUGAUGUCAGCUAUCCAAGAGACUCCAACGAUGGAGAUUUUGAAACAUUUGAAAACAUAAGAGCUAAGGGAUUUAGUGUUUGCGAAACUCCAAGGGAUGUGGAAUGCAGAGCAGAAAGGUACAUGGGCAAACCACUAAAAGAUCUGAACCAAAAGGUGACAUGUAGCAAAGACUUUGGACUCAUAUGUAAUAAUAGGGAUCAGAUUCCACCACAGUGCUACAACUAUCAGAUCAAAAUAUUAUGUUGUACUUAUGUACCAUGUGACUCGUCAACAUCUACCCCAUCAGUCACAACUAGUGGACAUCCAACUGCUUCAAUUAGUACAGAAACUCCAACUCCAUUCCCACUUCCCAUCACUUCAAACGUCACCACCACGCUUGUACCCCCAGUUUCCACUACUCUAUCAAUCACCUACACUGCUUCUCCUCCAAGUCCAGGCACACCAACAGGCUCAUCUGGUACAGUACCACUGCAAACAGGCACAAUCCCACCUCUCACAGGAACGCGUCCACAACCUUCACCACGCUCCACACUUCCUCCUUUGGGACAAACAACCACUGAAGGCACCACACUACUCUCUACACAACCAACAUCACAGGCAAGCACCACCACGCUUGUACCUCCAGUUUCCACUACCGUAUCAGUCACCUCCACUGCUUCUCCUCCAAGUACAGGCACAGCAACAGGCUCAGCUGGUACAGCCCCACUGCAAACAGGCACAAUCCCACCUGUGACAGGCACGCGUCCACAACCUUCCCCAGGCUCCACUCUUCCUCCUUUGGGACAAACAACCACUGAAGGCACCACACUAGUGUCUACGCAGCCAACAUCACAGGGAAGCACCACCACGCUUGUUGCUGCAGUUUCCACUACUGUAUCAGUCACCUCCACUGCUUCUCCUCCAAGUCCAGGUAUACCAACAGACUCAGCUGGUACAGCAUCACUGCAAACAGGCACAGUCCCACCUCUCACAGGCACACGUGCUGAAAUCAGAACAGGUUCAGCCUCCACGGGUAAGGGUUCUACCAUCACUGGAAGUACUAUGCUUUUUUCCACAAGUCCAGCACAGCCAACAUCACAGGAAAGCACCACCGCACUUUUAUCUCCCGUUUCCACUACUGUGGCGGUCUCCCCAACUUUAAGCAUUAGAACUCCUCCAACAUCUACUAUGUCAAGGCUUACUUCUUCAGUAUCUGCAACAACAGAAGGCCCCAGUACAGCCUUCAAAGCACAUGAAAAAAGUACAUCUUUCACUUCAAGCAGAGUAACACCGUGUUUAUGCCACGUGUCUGGUGAUUUCUUUUCUCCCGGCGAAGUUAUAUACAACAGAACAGAUAGCACUGGUUGUAGUUUUUAUGCACUUUGCAGCAAAAGAUGUGAAAUUGAACGACUCCAGGGGCCAUGUCCUACAACAACUCCUGUUUCAUUAAUCCCAUCAUCUACAAUACCAAGCUUAUCAACCCCAACAGCUAUAUCUUCUUCAGUGCCAGUAACUCCAGAAACUACUCCAAUAUCAGGUUGCCCUGAUGCUGACCCGCCAAGAAAGAUGAAUGAAUCCUGGAUGUUAAACAAUUGCACUAUGGCAACUUGUGAGGGAGACAACAGAAUUGUUCUAUUGCUUCCUCCAGCUGUAGAGAUGAUUACUUGUGCAAGUGGACUCCCACCAAUAAAAGUCUAUGAUGAGGAUGGCUGCAACUACCACUAUGAGUGUGACUGUGUUUGCAGCGGCUGGAGCAAUUCUGACUACUUGACUUUUGAUGGAACUCACUACACAUUCCAUGACAACUGCACAUAUGUGCUGAUGAAACAGAUUGUGCCCAAAUACAAUUUCAGAAUCCUUGUUGACAAUUACUUCUGUGAUGUGGCUGAUGGACUCUCCUGCCCUAGAUCUAUCAUUGUGAAUUACAACUCCAUGGAAAUAGUGCUAAUCAGUCAGAUACACCAAGGAGAGAAAAAUAAUAAGAUUCUUGUCAACAAUGAGCCAAUCAGUGGAGGCUUCAGUAGAGAUGGCAUUUCAGUUGCCAAUGGUGGAACAUACAUGGUUGUUGAAAUCCUGGACAUCAAGUCUUACAUCAUCUUCAAUGGACUCACCUUCACAGUGAAAAUGCCAUUUAGCAUGUUUGGACACAACACUGAAGGCCAGUGUGGCACAUGUUCAAAUGACAAAGUGGACGAAUGCCGCAUGCCAACUGGCGAAGUAAUUUCCUCUUGUUCAGAAAUGGCUGCCGCCUGGCAGGUUCAGAAUGGAAAUAAGCCCAAUUGUGAAAGGCCCCCGGUACCACCUGCCACGCCAACAACUCCACCUGUGCCCUGCAAUUCUGCUUCUCCUCUUUGUGAGCUGAUUUUGAGCGAUCUCUUUGCAGAGUGUCAUAAGAUUCUGACGCCCAGCAUAUUCUAUGAGAGUUGCAUCGCUGAUUCAUGCCACAUUACCAAUGAAUCUAUACCAUGCUUCAGCUUGGAAACAUAUGCCUCCCUCUGCUCUGCUAAAGGUGUCUGUGCCAACUGGAGAAGCAAGACCCAAGGACAAUGCCCAUACAACUGUCCUAACGGCAAGGUGUAUGAUGCAUGUGGCCCUCUUAAUCCUGUCACCUGUCAUUCCGGAACUGUUAACCAUACAAGUGAACAUGUUGCUGAAGGAUGCUUUUGCCCCAAGGAUAAGAUUCUCUUCAAUUCAUACACUGACAUCUGUGUGUCAGAAUGCGCUUGUGUGGGACCAGAUGGAAUGCCCAAACUGCCUGGAGCCAUUUGGAAGAGUAACUGCCAGGAGUGUGUCUGUGACCCAUUCUCUGUUACUGUACAAUGUAAGUCACUGUCAUGUCAGACACCCGAGACACCCGUGUGUGAGAAAGAAGGAUUCAUACCUGUCCCAGUGUUGACACCAGAAGACCCAUGCUGUCCUGAAAUGGAAUGCAGAUGCAAUACAAGCGCCUGCUCCCAGACCAAGAAGACUUGUGAGCCAGGGUAUCAGCUAGCCACAAUCCUUUCAGAAGGAGACUGCUGUGUCAAUUAUAUAUGUGAACCAAUACCAGAUGUCUGUGUGCUUAAUGGAACUAUUUACCAGCCUGGAAUGACUGUUCCAAUGGACUCUUGUAAGACAUGUACCUGCAGUUCUGAAGUAGAUCCAGUCUCCAACAGAAACCUUCUGCAAUGUGAGCUGGUCCGCUGUGACACCACUUGCCCCCUGGGUUAUGAAUACAUGAUGAAAGAUGGAGAGUGCUGUGGAGAGUGUGUCCAGGUGGCUUGCACAAUCAAGCUGACUAACAACACUGUCCAGGUGCUCAAGCCGGGUGAUAUCUGGAAGCCUGAAGAUAAUCCGUGCAGCUAUUAUAAAUGUGAAAAAAUCGAAGAUCAGCUUGUUUCAGUCACAGUUCUGAGAACAUGUCCUGCCUUUGACCCAGAGGACUGCAAGCCUGAUGAAGUACAGCUGACUCCUGAUGGCUGCUGCAAAACCUGUACCUCUGGAUUACCAAGAUGCAAAGUUCACAAGAACUCCACUGUGAUCCGCCACAAUGAAUGUGAAUCUUCUGAGCCUAUUGAACUGACGUACUGUGAAGGUGUUUGUGCCAGCUCCUCAGUAUAUUCCUUUGAAACACAGCAGAUGCAACACAAGUGUACCUGCUGCCAGGAACUCAAGAGCCACAAGAGAGAGGUGACCCUGACAUGCAGCAAUGGAUCAAGCAUGAAUUAUGACUAUGUCUAUGUGGAACAGUGCCAAUGCAUGACUGCGUGCAUUCCAGAAACCACAACCACACAACAGUUCCAAAAGGAAGAAGAGCAGAAAAGAACAAGAUGAUCAUAGGAAAAAAGAACCCAAGAGGUCUAAAGCAGUUAAAAUCAAAAGCAACAUAGAUAAAAUAACCUGUGCACCGGCUUAAAACUCUGUUUCUUACUUAUUUCAGCUUCCACUAUCACCAUUUUUCACUUCUUAAAUAUGAGAAUAUUCAGCAGCCAAAUAACUAAGUCUUCAUAUGUAUUUUUAUUUCUAAACAAUACAAUUUUUGAGGGGGGAAGGAUAAACAAAAUUAUAACUUGCAUUGUUAGAGUCGUGAGUUAACCCAAAAAUUACUUUCCUUUACCAUUUCUCCUGUGAAGUUUGGAGACCAUUUAGUUCUAUUCUUUUCACCUAUUUCUUUUUUUAGUAUUCUCAUUGUUUCAAUGGGUCACCCAUUAUGGUUAUUUGUGUGCACGUGUAUAUCUAAAAACAACUGAAGAUCCCUGACAAAUGUCCCGUUUACAUCAUGGGAAUUCGCAAUUAUUCCAGUCAACCGUUUACAACAUUAAUGUUUUAGCAAGAAGUAGUAGGAUGACUCUUUAAAACAAAAAUAAUGGUGAUGGUGAGUUAAUGUUUCAUGUAGAAAACUGAAUUUCAUAGUUACGUUGCACUGUCCUUUGCUAUUUAUUUGUGAGUAGAGAAAUAAUUUUAUUGGGGGGGUUCAUUGUCUAUGGAUUUAAGGUUUUGUAUGGGGUUAACAUGUAAUCUUUUCCUAUUCAUUUUGUUCUUACAUGAUUAAUAAAACUUUCAGCAUUUUCAAUUUUGGUGACUUUGCUGUUUUCACUUGCUGAAACCUA